AUGGCCAAGGUGCGUACAUUGCAAGAUACCAAGAGCAUGGAGUCCAAAAAAAUACAAGGGCAGGGGUAUAGGCUUGGUAGUACCCGCGAACAAGAACUCGAGGAGGCAUUACGUGAUAGUAUCAAGUCCAAUUCCGAAAUUACUAGAGAAUAUAAAAAUAUGCAAGUGGUAUAUUCAAAUCAUAGCAUAAAUACCAAUAAGGAAAAUGAUCAAUUACGUUGCAAUAAUGAGAAACUCUCCAA
Molecule: messenger RNA, 242 nt
Organism: Acaulospora morrowiae
Lineage: Eukaryota; Fungi; Glomeromycota; Glomeromycetes; Diversisporales; Acaulosporaceae
Source: the annotation of a GenBank genome assembly